Molecule: messenger RNA, 930 nt
Organism: Daucus carota subsp. sativus
Lineage: Eukaryota; Viridiplantae; Streptophyta; Magnoliopsida; Apiales; Apiaceae
Product: 23 kDa jasmonate-induced protein
Exons: 2
Coding region: 35-673 (212 amino acids)
Source: RefSeq, a predicted model, not a curated record
UGGGACUAAAAUUGUGUGCAAAUCGAAAUCAAAAAUGAAUCCCUUUGGAGUAGCCAUCACAGAUGAGACCUUGAGGCAAAUGGCAAAAUAUCGAAACAAGAAAAUAACACAAGAAGAUAGAGCAAGAGAGGCGAUGAGAUUGAUCCAUGCUGAAGACAAGAACCUCAAUGCUCUUCAGCAUGUAUUGGAUCUCAAGGAUAAGUAUGGUAGUGGAGUUUCCACAUUAUGCCUUGUGUAUAAUGCUACUGGAAACACCCUGCAACUUGUGGAGCAAAAAGAUUGGCUUGGUUAUGUGUACAAUGAACAACCUCCAACAUCCUUUGAAAAUGGUCAGUGGCUCGCUUUCCUCCACGCCCACCCGUCCUCUCAGGCCUUAGGCUGCGAAGCUGUUCGUGUUUACCGCGGUCAGAAUGUCCAUGGAGAGGUUCGUGACUACAUGAUAGCUUGGUCUGCCCCUUGGGGUCCUGACUACCAGAACUCGGCAUAUACCGAGGUCCGUGAAAAGGAUCAUUUUCCCCAAUAUUGGUCUUACAUAAAGGGGUUGCUCGAAAAGGCCGAAAAAAUAACAACUGAUGAAACCGAUAAAAAUUGUGCAUCGGCCGUGGGAAUUGGUGGCCUUACUUCUCCGGAAUUCAUUGCAAUUCUCAAGCACAAAUUUAGCCCACAACCAUGAGCUACAAUCAUCAUAUUGCUGCCAUCGAAUAAAUUAAUUUAAUCUCCAGUCAUGAGUUACGAACAUCAUGACAUUGAAUAAAUGUAAUAUGAGGGUUGUAUAAGUUUUUACUAUUUCCAAAAUAAUUACCAGAUAGACACUCUGGUAUUGUGUGAACUUCUGUAUUUUCUAAUUCUGGUGUUGGAGAUCUAGGCUCCAUAUAGAUCUCCAACAAGUAUUUUAUGUAUUUUAUCAUGAAAUGAAAUAAAUUUAUUCUA